Messenger RNA from Bolinopsis microptera, 3090 nucleotides. RefSeq lists its product as uncharacterized. The transcript has 2 exons. NCBI's taxonomy places the organism in Eukaryota, Metazoa, Ctenophora, Tentaculata, Lobata, Bolinopsidae. The record is from RefSeq and is a predicted model, not a curated record. The coding region runs from base 113 to 1963 and encodes 616 amino acids.
AGUUAAAGGAGACGAUGGCAUUCUAACAUCUCAACAGGAUCAAUCAACUCAAUAUUUGUAUUAUAUCCCACAAUGAAAAGACCACCAUGAUCGUGAACUGUCUGAACAACUGAUGGACAAUGUAGUUGAAGCACUUUUCCCUACUUUCGCCUCCCUUCUCACUGUAUACCUGAAACUUGACGCAGGAAUCAUCCUCGAGUCGGACGCUGAAACUUUCUUUUUAUGGCUCAAGAUCCUCCCUGCUCUGGCUACAGCCUUUGUCAUAGGAUUUAUCCUGUUGAUUGCGUUUCCGUUCGGGCACAAGAGUUGUGGUCGUCCUCGACAAUCCUACAACGCGAAGACGCAAAACGAAUUCACAGCUGAUAAUGGCGUAGAGUUAGACGGACCUAAUGGCGAAGGAGUAGAAUCUGAUCCCGCAAUUAUUGAGCUACCACAGAUGCAUAAUGAAGUUCAUUGUCAACCACCUGAGAAUCACGCGAUCAGCGAUAAUCACUGGAACAACCAGAAUCACGUAAACAACCACGAUAAACUUGAUGAUGAAGAGAUAGAAACUAAUUACAAGAUCAACAAAAGAUUGGCUAACGGUUUUGUCAUGGUCAACCCUGAAUUUGACGACAGACAUCACGUGGAAUAUCGGUCAAGUUCGGAACGAUCAUCGAAUCUACAAACGGACGAUGACGGCGUAACAAUGACCAUUUCAGCUGAAACUGCGAAUGUUAACAAUAACUACAAACCUAUAAUCACUGAGUCUGAAGGGCGGCAGUUAUAUGAAUCUCUAGCUCUGAACCCAUUGAAUGAAUCUCUGAACCAUCCCCCCUCAGAGAAUGAAUCCCUGAACCCAUUUCCAGCCUACUACGAUGAGGUGCCUCAGGAAAGUAUCCCUCUCGAGAGUAUCCCACCACCUAAACCUCUCCGGGCUGCCAAUAGCAUGAAAGCACUCCCUCGGCCUCCUUCUGAUUCACCCGCUAAAAACCCUUGGUACAUCAAACCAGAAAGGGGACAUCAAACUUUAAAACCGCGACCAAAACCACCACCGCGACCACCAAGCAAUCAAUUUGAAGACGAGCUGAAGCUAGCACUCCGCAGGGUGAGGACUAACUCGUCUAUUUCCACUAAUUACAGGGUUCCUAAAGCUGAUCUUAACGGCCCUAGCCCAGGAACUAGCUCGUUAAACUUUGAUAACGAGCUGAAAAAAGCGCUGACAAUUAGACGAAGUUUGGUCAGCUCCAACAGACCUCAAGAAGUUUCUCAAGUAGAUCUGCAACUCAGAAAAACAAAGGAAUCAGUAUCUGUAGCAAGUACUAGUGACGAUGGUACCGUAACGGACAGUGGGGAUGACCAAUAUUCUAAAGGUAGCAACUCGGUGGUCUCUCAACCAAUUCCUCGUCGGUCAAAACCACGUCGGCCUUUGCUGGAAUCCGACUCGAGACCUCUCAGUGAAACUGACGUUAAAGUGAUCGCGCAGUUCUCUGAGACCAUGGAGAGGUUGAAGAAAAGGAUGAGCACAGAGGAAGUAGCCAAGUUGAGAUCUUCAAUGUCCUCCAUACAUAAGAUAGUGGGCAACGGGAGCAGCUCCAGUGAUAGCGAACGUGGGAAGAAGAGUAGCAGUGAAGCUGAGACUAAAAUACAAAACACUGGUGAUCUGUCUGGAAUACUGGUUGAAGACACUGAAAAUAAAGUUGGGAUUGGAGAGGUCAAGAUUAACAACGGGAUUGAAGCUGAGACAGAAUUAAUAAACAACGGUGCUGAGAUUGAAGCCGAGGUGGAAGUGGAAAUCAGCGAGAUUGAAGCUGAUGCAAAGACAAAUGACCUCACCGUCAGUGGACCUGAUGUUGGAAUAGUUACCAAAAGUAGCGACUCGUCCGCAGAACCAGUUGGAAAACCAAAUGGAACUCUGGACAUUAUAAUGCACGAUCUUGACGAUGUUAUGGGCGAAAUAACUUCCUAUACUGAUGCUAAAUAGCUUCAUCAAAAUAAUCAUUUAAACAAAAUAAUGUUUAAAUUUCGAAAUUCUUACUCAAUUUGUGUUUAAUGCUACAACCGCUACAGUUUGUUGAAAGUUUUAUGGACAGUUUCUAAUUUUAUGGACGAAUUCAUUAUUUAUAAUUAUAGUUCGUUGGUGUGAAACCACUUGUUUCGCUGAUCGGCCAGCGGCCUUCAAUAGAACAAUGCAAGUGAUACAAUCAGCUAGCUCAAUCUCAUUUAACCUGUUAUAACUGUUGAUUUCCGGACGUAAUAAUUACUGGUCUUUUGUUGUUUGGUCCGAACUGUUUAAUUUAAAACAAAAUAAUUGCCAAAUUCAGAUUUUUGCAUCAGCCAAUUCUGUAUAAAUUUAGAAUUUAUUUAAUUCAAAUGAGCAAAUGGCACCGUUGUAGGUGUUCCUAGACUGUUGUAAAAUCAUUUUUUGGAUGGAAUGAUUUUCAUGAUAUUUUGUAGGAGCAUGUUCAUCAUUCCCACUUUGUGUUCUGAUUUUUUUGGUUAUUGCUCAAGAAUUCUUAAUAAACUUAAAAAUAUGCCUUUUCAUUUCACCUGAAAGUGUUUCUAUAAUUUAUUGAGGCGGUAAAUUAAAAGACAAAAACACGAUUUUUCUUUUUUUAAAUUGAUGGUUCUCCCGGCAAGAAUUUGUUUUUAUUUGGAUUUUGGAGGUUGUAGUUCUACAAGUGCUAAGUAGACGUUGAAAAUGAUUUCCAAAAUUGCAAUUUACUGCAUGGAAAAAUUUAAGGAUAUGGUUUGUUAAUCUUUCUUGCCUCGUGAAAAAUCUGGAUUUUAUUUUGAAGCAAAUUAUACAUAUUUAUAGUAUCAAACAAGAUAGAAACGUUUUUUUCGAAACUGGAAUUAAUUUCUUGUAUUGUUGUUAUUGUAGCAAAACAGAUAAGAAAUCAUUGAUACAUAUCUUCGACAAAAUUCAAUAAAAAUGUUUGCAUUUUUACAUGAUGAUAACAAUUAUCUAUUUGAAUUUAAAAAAUUUGUUCAUCUAUGUGAAGAAGGGGAUCAUAUAAUACAAUAGUCGAAGAAACAUUUGUUUAUUUGAGCUUCCGAUCAGCAAAAAAUACUUCACCCGUGAGUUAUCACUUAUCUUGUAUUCACUUU